This is a messenger RNA of Plenodomus lingam JN3, 324 nucleotides long. NCBI's taxonomy places the organism in Eukaryota, Fungi, Ascomycota, Dothideomycetes, Pleosporales, Leptosphaeriaceae. The record is from RefSeq and is a predicted model, not a curated record.
AUGAAGAAGUCACGUAUACCUGAACCUCUAACUGGGUACGGUAUCGGUAGGGAAGUCGCAGUCUGGACAAUCAAUGCCGCUAGGAAUGGUUUCCUAGCGCCACUGCAUGGCUUUAGCCACUUUUACCAAACCAAUAGCCAAUCUAGAAUUGAGUGGCGUCCUGUGCCUACGGGUAAGGCUAGCGCUGAUCAUGCAUACCACCCACAUACCAUCAUCCUGCUCCCCCAUCGCGUCAUAAUAUAUCUCGUUGAAUCCGCGUACCUGAGGGUUACCUGGCGAAUUUAUAUACUACUGGCCAGAAUUCUGUAUACCCUAGCCGUCUAG